AUGGAUCUCUUUUCGCUCACGGGUAGGACCGCCCUUGUUACGGGGGGAACUCGAGGCAUUGGACAGCAGAUGGCGAUUGCUAUGGCUGAAGCCGGUGCAGAUAUCAUUCUGGUUCAGAGAGACGCCAGCAAUCAAGACACGCGGCAAAGGAUCGAAGGUUUAGGGCGCAAUGCAACGAUAUACACAGCCGAUCUAUCUUCUCGGGAGUCUGUCUCUUCAUUAGUAUCAGCCGUCUUGAAUGAUGGGCAUGAUAUCGACAUCCUUCUCAACUGCGCGGGGAUUCAACGGCGACAUCCGAGUCAUAUCUUCCCGGAUGGUGACUGGGACGAGGUCCUCCAAGUCAAUCUUUCCACUAUUUUCACCCUCUGCCGGGAUAUCGGCGCCUAUAUGCUCACCCGGACCCCGGAUUCCUCCGGCCACCGCGGAAAUAUCAUCAACAUCGCCUCUCUUGUUUCAUUCCAAGGCGGAUUGACCGUACCGGCUUACGCAGCCGCAAAAGGUGGCGUGGCGCAAUUGACAAAAGCACUAUCAAAUGAAUGGGCCGCCAAAGGAAUCAACGUUAACGCGAUCGCCCCCGGUUAUGUAGCCACGGACAUGAACACGGCGUUGUUGCAAGACCCUGAGCGGUCGGCAAGUAUCCUGGCGAGAAUCCCCGCGGGACGAUGGGCAACCCCGGAGGAUUUCAAGGGAGUGACGAUAUUCUUGGCGAGUCGAGCAAGUGGAUAUGUUUCUGGUGAGAUUUUGACGGUCGAUGGCGGGUGGAUGGGGAGGUGA
Molecule: messenger RNA, 774 nt
Organism: Aspergillus bombycis
Lineage: Eukaryota; Fungi; Ascomycota; Eurotiomycetes; Eurotiales; Aspergillaceae
Product: short-chain dehydrogenase
Exons: 3
Coding region: 1-774 (257 amino acids)
Molecular function (GO): oxidoreductase activity, acting on the CH-OH group of donors, NAD or NADP as acceptor
Source: RefSeq, a predicted model, not a curated record